ACAUUUUGCACACAAUAUAGACUUUUCUAUCAAAUCAUCGAUUCAUUCAUUCAGUGAUUAAAAUUCAUUGAAUUUAUUAUACAAUUAAAGUCCAGGACUUAAAGCAAACGGCGAAACGAUGUCCGCGGAUGUGGUCUAUGAUGGAGGAAGGCUUGUGAAGAUGGAAGUGGACUACAGUAAUACUGUGGACGAGAAGAUACCUCUGUGUCAGAAAUUGGCCAAAGAGGGCAAACUGUCGGAAGCGUUGGAUGUGUUGCUGGCGCUCGAGAAACAGACCCGAACUGGUUCGGACACACACUCGACCUCAAGAGUAUUGGUGGCUAUCGUUAAACUAUGCUUUGAGGCCAAGAACUGGAAGCUAUUGAACGACAACAUAGUGUUGUUGAGCAAAAGGAGGUCUCAGAUCAAGCAAUCGAUCACUAAAAUGAUCGAAGAGUGUUGUAGUUAUGUGGACACCAUUGACGACAAGAAGAUCCAAUUGGAAUAUAUCGACACUUUGAGGACAGUCACCGCCGGAAAGAUCUACGUGGAGGUCGAGAGGGCACGACUGACGCUGAAGUUGGCGCUCAUGAAGGAGAACGAGGGACGGAUGGAAGAGGCGGCUGAUAUUCUUCAGGAACUACAGGUGGAAACGUUCGGCUCAAUGGAGAAGAAAGAGAAAGUGGAGCUUAUAUUAGAACAGAUGCGCUUCUGUCUGGCGAAGAAGGACUUCGUGCGGACACAGAUCAUCAGCAAAAAGAUUCAGACCAAGUAUUUCGAGGACCCGACGGUACAGGAGUUGAAGUUCAAGUACUACGAGUUGAUGAUAGAGUUGGAUCAGAACGAGAGCUCCUAUCUGUCCAUUUGUAAGCACUAUUUGGCGAUAUUUAACUCACCGGCGGUUCAGGAGAACGUCGAUAAGCGGACUAAUAUCAUGAAGAAGUGUGUGGUUUAUAUAAUACUCGCGCCGUUCGAUAACCUGCAGAACGAUCUGAUCAAUCGCGUGAAGAGCGAGAAGGUAUUGCAAGACAUUCCCCGCUUUCUCAAUAUACUGAAACUGUUCACCAAAUGGGAACUCAUUGAUUGGCGCGGAAUCGAAGCGCCGCUCAUCGAACUGCUCCGAACCGGUGGCCCAGACCUCGAGGCGCAGACAACCGGUGUGUUUGAUAAGACAGAGGCCGGCAAUAAACGGUGGACUGACUUGAAGAACCGAGUGGUCGAACAUAACAUUAGAGUUAUGUCUAAAUAUUACAGUCGUUUGCGAUUACAGCGAAUGGCAGAACUUCUUGGACUGACUAUAAAGGAGACUGAGGACGCGUUGAGUACAUUAGUGGUGAGCAAAACCAUUUGGGCAAAAGUGGACCGAUCGGUGUCUGUCGUGAACUUCGCCGCCCAGAAGGACCCGAACCAAGUGCUGAACGACUGGUCCCGAGACCUGAACUCAUUGAUGCAAUUGGUCGGCAAAACCAAUCAUCUGAUCAACAAAGAGGAGAUGAUUCACCAAAACUAUACGCCAACGCCAGUGGAUUCUGCCAAUUGA
Molecule: messenger RNA, 1519 nt
Organism: Medioppia subpectinata
Lineage: Eukaryota; Metazoa; Arthropoda; Arachnida; Sarcoptiformes; Oppiidae
Source: the annotation of a GenBank genome assembly